Rosa chinensis is the source of this 1583-nucleotide messenger RNA. RefSeq lists its product as uncharacterized. Lineage: Eukaryota; Viridiplantae; Streptophyta; Magnoliopsida; Rosales; Rosaceae. The record is from RefSeq and is a predicted model, not a curated record. The transcript has 3 exons. Bases 229 to 1347 code for a protein of 372 amino acids.
CAUUAAUCCAAGUCGUUAAACCUCACGAGAAAAUUAAUGGCACCGAUAUUCUCAGGUUCAUUACAUGGCCUCUCUACUUAACCUACGCCUUUCUAUCAUCUGCCUCAUUCUUCUACCCCUAGCUAGAGGCUUGGACCUCACCCAAGUAUCCGAGAACUUAGUUCCCGAAUUUUAGAAACCCAAAACCAAAACCAACCACGCAUUACUCCAUUUGCACAAAACACAAACAUGGAACCUUCUCAUCACCAGAAACAUCACUCUUCUUUGGGAUCCAAUCUUGCAUUCCUCUCUCUACUCCUCGCUUGUGUUGUUUAUCUCUCUAUAUGGUCUUCUUCCUCCUCUAUCAACCCGCUUUUCGCCUUCCAGAAACACGAUGAUGGCGCAUCACAAAGCCUGACGAUCACAUUCGACGAUCCUCAAGACGAGCUCGAGUCCACUUUAUCCAAGGCUUCAAUGGAGAACAAGACAGUGAUCAUAGCCGUGAUAAACCAGGCUUACGCAGUGCAAGAUGUGAACGCAGACACAACCAUGCUCGACCUCUUCCUUGAGAGCUUUUGGCAAGGGGAGGGCACGAGGGAGCUUCUCGACCACCUGGUUCUGGUGGCGGUUGAUCAGACGGCCUACGACCGGUGCCGGUUUCUGAGGCUGAAUUGCUACAGAUUGGAAACCGACGGCGUAGAUUUCGGGGGAGAGAAGAUUUUCAUGUCCCAGGAUUUCAUCAAAAUGAUGUGGAAGAGAACUUGGUUCGUGUUGGAGGUUCUCAAACGUGGUUACAGCUUCAUAUUCACGGACACUGAUGUGAUGUGGCUAAGGAACCCAUUCACAAAGCUAAGUAAAAAUGAAACUGAGGAUUUACAAAUAAGCACUGACAUGUUCUUUGGAGAUCCAUGGAACACAACACAGUUAAUCAAUACCGGCUUCUACUACAUCAAAUCCAACAACAAGACCAUUGCACUGUUUGAUAAAUGGUACACCUUGAAGGAUAAUGCCACCGGAAUUAAAGAACAGGAUGUAUUACUAAACCUAAUUCGAGGUGGUAUUGUUCCAGAGUUAGGUCUUAGAGUCAGGUUCUUGGAUACUGUAUAUUUCAGUGGUUUUUGCCAGAAUAGCAGGGAUGUUAGGGAAGUCAGUACUGUCCAUUCCAAUUGUUGCCGGAGUAUUGUUGCGAAAGUACAAGAUUUGAAGGCUGUUCUCCGAGAUUGGAAGAAGUUCAAGAAAGUAGUGUCACAUACGAGGAGGGUUAAUCUUAAUCUGACGGCCGAGAGAUUCCGGUGGACCGGCCAUUGGGGAUGUUGGAACUCAUGGAAGGUUCCGGCAAACACCGCCAAAGCAACUCAUAAGUCCUAAAUUAUUGAUAUGUAUAGAAGAGAAAUUAGCAUCAACAAAGAAAACAAAUCGAUUGAAUGUUGUAUUAUCGAACAUAGAAUAAAAUGUCAAAGAUAGGAUAGAGAAGUGGGUUAGGAAUUUUAGAAUUAUGCUUCGUUUUUUGGAUUAAAUACUAGUACGUUACUCUCUGUACUUUACAUGUAAAAACAGUUCAGUUCCUUAUCUUCUAAAUUAAACAUAAUAGUCCUUAUUCUCUC